AUGGAGGAUCCAGGGAGCAGCAAGCUGGAUGUAUACUCGGCAAAAAUUCGACGGACAUACCAGUACUGGUUAGAUCGAUCAGUGAUCUACACCAUGUGGCGAUGGGGGUUGUUUUUCGUAUCGGUGUGUCUGUUUCUCUUGAGGAUUUACCUGGUGAAGGGCUGGUUCAUCGUCACGUACGGACUGGGGAUUUUUCUCCUCAACAACUUGAUCGGCUUCCUCUCCCCCCAGAUUGAUCCGGAGUCGGAGGGGCCGGGGCUUCCAACGUCGGGGUCGGAUGAAUUCAGGCCGUUCAGCCGACGCCUGCCGGAGUUCCAGUUCUGGCUGUCCUCGCAGAAAGGGCUGCUGAUGGCGUUCGGCAUGACGUUUUUUAGCCUUUUCGACAUCCCCGUCUUCUGGCCGAUACUCCUCAUCUACUUCAUAGUCCUCAUGUUCUUGACAAUGAAGCGGCAGGUGAAGCAUAUGAUCAAGCACAAGUACGUUCCGUGGAACUGGGGCAAGGCCACCUACAAAGGGGGCGCCUCUAACGGGACAGGGGGUGGAAAACCGUUCAAGAACAACAAGUGAUAGCGUAGCAUCGGCGGGAGGGGUGGGUUCUCGUUCUUUUGUUGGUGGUGUGGGGAGGGGUAGAGAGGUGUGUGGG
Ectocarpus siliculosus is the source of this 643-nucleotide messenger RNA. The record is from the annotation of a GenBank genome assembly. Lineage: Eukaryota; Phaeophyceae; Ectocarpales; Ectocarpaceae.